AUGAAGACCUUCUGCUGCUGCUUACCUGUUCGCCUGGGCGUUUUUGUCCUAUCAGCCGUCACUGCAGUCGCGUCGGUCUUGCUCGCCUACACACAGCUGUUCCUACUUCUCGACCACCGAGCCCAAUACAGCACGUUCGAGCUAGCAAUCCGCGGCGCGCUUGCCGGUGUCACGAUCUUGAUAGCGCUCGCAUCGAUCUUCGGCUUCUUCGGCUCGCUCUUCGCUCGGAGGGGAAUGGUCGCCUUCUACUCGAACAUGCUCUGGAUCGGUCUUCUCGUAUUCACUGUGCUCGGCGGUAUCGAGCUCUGGCAGCUUUUCUCCAAGCGAGACGAGGCAACCCAACACUGUCAGAACGAGGUCAACGCCAAGACGGUGAAGCUGCAAGGUGUUUUCGGCAUCUCAUUCGACAGCGCUCAAGAAGAUGCCUGCAAGAAGCUCGCUACUACAAGUGCUGUUGUUGUCGCUGUCCUGUUCGGCAUCCUGGUUCUCGUUCUCAUGUGGCUCAUCGGCAUUGUCACCAAGUACAAGCACCAGCUCGAGGAGCGCGACGCAGCAGACGAGGAAUACACUCAGAAGACCGGCGUCUCGCCAAGCUCACGCGUUUUCGGCAACAUCGGCAGGCGUUCGACAAAGUAUCAGCCCGCAGAGACGCGCGAAGGCGACGAGAGCGCAUUCCUGCACACCACGACGGCGCCAGCGGGCUUCAAGAACGCCUCGUACGAGCGCAGCGGCUACCAGCAAGUCUGA
This is a messenger RNA of Kalmanozyma brasiliensis GHG001, 747 nucleotides long. RefSeq lists its product as uncharacterized. The coding region runs from base 1 to 747 and encodes 248 amino acids. Lineage: Eukaryota; Fungi; Basidiomycota; Ustilaginomycetes; Ustilaginales. The record is from RefSeq and is a predicted model, not a curated record. The transcript has a single exon.